Molecule: messenger RNA, 1760 nt
Organism: Cercospora beticola
Lineage: Eukaryota; Fungi; Ascomycota; Dothideomycetes; Mycosphaerellales; Mycosphaerellaceae
Gene: GDI1
Product: Gdi1p
Biological process (GO): small GTPase-mediated signal transduction; vesicle-mediated transport; protein transport
Cellular component (GO): cytoplasm
Molecular function (GO): Rab GDP-dissociation inhibitor activity
Source: RefSeq, a predicted model, not a curated record
GAGAUAAACACGCUGUCCUCACAUCACACCUUUUCGCCCAUUUUCUGCUCGAAUCUCAUCGCCGGCACCGCUCCCGCACGCACACAGCCAUGGAGGAAAUCGCCCCCGAAUACGACGUCGUGGUGCUGGGCACUGGCCUGACGGAAUGCAUUCUGUCCGGCGUCCUGUCCGUCAAGGGCAAGAAAGUGCUGCACAUGGACCGCAAUGACCAUUACGGUGCCGAAGCCGCCUCGCUGAACAUUGAGCAAAUGUUUAAGCGGUAUGGCAACUACAACAAGGGCGAGGAGCCGUGGAAGAAGUACGGACGUGCCAACGACUGGAACAUCGAUCUCGUGCCCAAGUUGCUGAUGAGCAAUGGAGAGCUUACCAACAUCCUCGUGUCCACUGAUGUGACACGGUACAUCGAGUUCAAGCAGGUUGCUGGCAGCUACGUGCAGCAGGGCGCCGCAGCCAAGGCGACUGUCGCCAAAGUGCCCAGCAGUGCUGGUGAGGCGUUGAAGAGCCCGCUGAUGGGACUGUUCGAGAAGAGGCGAGCAAAGAACUUCUUGCAGUGGGUUGGCGAAUUCGAUGAGAGCAACCCAUCCACACACAACGGCAUGAACCUCGCCCAGACCACGAUGAAGCAGGUCUACGACAAGUACGGCCUCGAAGCCACCACUCGCGACUUCAUCGGACACAGCAUGGCCCUCUACCCCACCGACGACUACCAAGAAAAGAAGGGCGAGGCAAAGAACUGCGUCGAGCGCAUUCGAUUGUACGUCAACAGCAUGGCUCGUUACGGAAAGAGCCCUUACAUCUACCCUCUAUACGGCCUGGGUGAGCUGCCUCAAGGCUUCGCUCGUCUCAGUGCCAUUUACGGUGGAACAUACAUGCUCAACGCGAACGUUGAUGAGGUCAAGUACGAGAACGGCAAAGUUUCGGGCAUCCGAGCAACCAUGAAAGAGCGGGACCAAGAAGGCGAGGGCAUGAAGUUUGAGACCAAGUGCAAGCAAAUCAUCGCCGACCCAUCAUACUUUACCGACAAGGUGAAGGUUACAGGAUACCUGAUCAAAGCGAUCUGCAUCUUGAAGCAUCCCAUCCCCAACACCGACGAUUCGGACUCGCUGCAACUGAUCAUUCCUCAAUCGCAAAUUGGCAGGAAGCACGACAUUUACGUUGCGAUGGUCUCCUCCACCCACAACGUCUGCCCCAAGGGCUACUAUAUCGCCAUCGUCAGCACCAUUGCCGAAACCGAUGCAAACCACCACCUCGAAAUCAAGCCUGGCCUCGAGCGCCUCGGCCCAAUUGAAGAGCAAUUCUUGGGCAACCCAACACCAAUCUACGAGCCCGUUACCGAUGGUACACAAGACCAAGUCUUCAUCAGCAGAUCCUACGAUGCCAGCUCGCACUUUGAGAGCAUGACAGCUGACGUCAGAGAUUUGUACCAGCGGAUCUCCGGCGAGGAGCUCGUGGUCGAGGGCCUUAAGAAGGAAGGAGCGAAUUUUGAGGUUAACGAAUAGAUUGUCGUGAUGUGCUGUUCUGCUGGAGGGAUUGCAGUUUGAUGUUGCCCAGCUUUGAUGAAGGGAGAUUGGACGCAGUACUUUGGAGGAAAGAAAGUCCGGUCUUGUUGUAGAAGAAGAAGAGGACACUGAUGAGGGUGUGCCGAAAUGAUUGAGGAUCACGAAGAGUUUAUACCACAACUACUACUGCUACUACCGAUAGUCAGAUAUGACAUGUCCAAGAAGGAUAUAGAAAGGCACAAGGAUCACAAUGUUGCAUGA